UUCAUGCUCUUUUGUUGGAUAAUCCAAACACAGAUUACAGGCAGUAAGAUUUUGGUCUUGCUGAUUAUUCUACAUGGAAGGAACCAUUGAUAAAGGGUAUGCUUUUCUCAUCUCUUGCUUCAUCCUUCUUUACAUAUUUGGAUUUAGCUUGGGGGAUUCUUUAACUUUUAAUCAGACGAUUAGAGAUGGGCAAACCAUAAUUUCUGCAGGGCGAAUUUUCGAAUUAGGAUUCUUCAGCCCUGAGGGUUCCAAUAACCGAUACGUUGGAAUAUGGUAUCAUGACCUUCAGCCACAAACUGUGAUCUGGGUUGCCAACAGGGAAUACGCACUUCCGGAUUCCUCUGGAAUUCUGACUCUGGGGAAGACUGGAAAUCUCCAGAUUUUGGGUGCAAAACAGAAAGCCAUUUGGUCCACAGAAACCUCAUCCGCCUCAAACAAUUUAACGGCGGUGCUUACGGAUUCGGGAAAUCUAAUGCUGAUUGAAAGGAAUCUCAGCAAUAUUCUAUGGCAGAGCUUCGAUCAACCCACUGACACACUUCUUCCCGGCAUGAAAUUAAAGGCAAACCUUGACGAUAAGCGAGUUCUACUACAAUCGUGGAAAAGCAUAAAUGAUCCAUCACCAGGAAACUUUGAGUUUGGCAUAGAUGUUUCUGAACUCAACUAUCAGCUAUCCAUGUGGGCAAGAAAUGUUUCAUACUGGAGGAGCGGUGCUUGGAAUCAUAGUGGCUUUUUCGAGGGGAUUCCUGAAGUGAACGAGCAUUACCUUUUCCACUUCAAGAUGAACACAGAUAACGAGCAGUUAUAUUUCACAUAUAUCUCAGACUACAGGUCAAGGAUGGUUGUGGACAUAAGCGGCCGGUUACAGUUUUACAUCUGGUACGAAAUGGGUGGACAAUGGAAAUUAUUCUGGUGGCAACCCACGAAUCGAUGCAACAUCUAUUCUACUUGUGGGUCAUUCGCUGUUUGCACCACCGACAUAAAUUCUGAAAUUGAUGAUGAUACUCUUAAUGAUCCCACAAAUUGUACUUGCCUGCAAGGGUUUGAGCCAAAUUCACCAAAGGAUUGGCAUUCCAGAAAUUGGUCCGGUGGAUGCAAGAGAAAGGUGCCAUUAUCCCGAUGCGGACAGGGGGAGGAUGGGUUCCUACUCUUGAAGUCGAUGCAAAUAGCGGAGGCGGAUGACUCCUUCGAAACGUCAACUAAAGAGAGCUGUGAAACAGAAUGUAGAAGCAACUGUGACUGUAGCGCUUAUGCUUGCACCGGGGGAAACAGUGCCGGCACUGUUCGGUGCCUAUUGUGGUUGCGAAAUCUGACGCACCUUCGGCCGGCGUAUUCCGUCCGAGAUGAGGGGAGCUACGACCUCUUCUUGCAUGUCGAUGCUUCACAAAUUUCAACUCGUAGUCGAAGGCGGCAGUGCGGGGACUGUGGUGGACAAGUCAUCCCAUAUCCCCUUAGCACCGAAAAGGAUUGUGGGGAUCCAGCCUAUGGCAGUUUUACUUGUUAUGGAUACCCGGGAACUCUUUCAUUCGAUACACCCAAUGUCUCUUAUCCAAUUAUCAACAUCACCGCAGAAAGCCGAACGUUGGUUAUCGGUAUUUCCUAUGAAUCUUCUUUUGCUUUUCUUUCCUAUGAGCGUUGUUACUCUAUGGAUUUCGUGUCUACAGACCUAAAACUGGAUCCUACCCAACCUUUUCACAUUACCACCAACAAUACCAUUCUGCUGGUAGAUUGUCCGACACACCUUCCCCCAUCGCCUUUGAAUUGCACUAAUUCUAAUACAUGCGACAAACUUAAGCAAGAUAAACAGGACCGCAAUUCUUGUUCAAUUAAUCAGCUUAGUUGCUGUAGUUAUGUCGCCGGGUAUUUGCCCUCAACAAUGUAUUCCAUCGGUAUAUCAAGCUUUGCUGGGUGCCGUAUGUAUACAAGCAUACUUGUCCCUGAUUUAGAGUCAUCAGCAUCAGCAGUAAGAAAUUGGUCAAGUGCAGUCGAAAUUGAGUGGGAUCCGCCAUCUGAGCCGUUAUGCUUUUUGAACGAGGACUGUAGGGAUUGGCCAAAUUCAGCCUGCAAUACAACAAAAUCAGCAAGGAGGUGCAUUUGCAAUGCGAAUUUCCAGUGGAAUUCAACAAAUGGGAGCUGCAUUCCUGCCGACAUACUUGCUAACGGCGGCUUGGAACAAAUCUCAAAUCACAAGAGCAUGUUGGCUGUGAUAAUUCCUGUGACCAUUGUUAUAGGGAUCCUCUUCAUUGGCGUCUGCAUUUAUGGUUUGAAGAAAAAGAUGAACAUACUAAGACCUCCUUUGCUUUUUGAUAAACUGGGAGAUGGCAAAGAAGACUUUGACGCGCCCAGUUUUGAUUAUCGAAGUAUAUUGUCUGCCACCAAUAAUUUCUCAGAUUCAAAUAAGCUUGGAAAAGGUGGUUUUGGAUCUGUCUACAAGGGUCAGUUACCAGGAGGACAAGAAAUAGCUGUAAAGAGACUCUCGAGGGGUUCUGAUCAAGGGUUAGAAGAGUUCAAGAAUGAGGUUACACUAAUUGCAAAACUUCAACAUAGGAAUCUCGUUAGACUGCUUGGCUAUUGCAUUCAAGGGGAUGAGAAGAUGUUGUUGUACGAGUACAUGCCAAACAAAAGUUUGGACUAUUUUCUCUUUGAUGAAAAUCGACGUACAUUAUUGGACUGGAGAAAGCGGUUUAGCAUCACCUUGGGAAUUGCCAGGGGCUUGUUAUAUCUUCAUCAGGACUCUAGACUAAGAAUCAUCCAUCGGGAUUUAAAAGCUAGUAACGUUCUUCUAGAUGAGGAAUUGACUCCAAAAAUCUCGGACUUUGGCAUGGCCAGGAUUUUUGGCGGAAAUCAAAUCCAAGCAAACACAAAUAGAGUGGUUGGUACAUAUGGUUAUAUGUCCCCUGAGUAUGCCUUAGACGGGACUUUCUCUGUGAAAUCUGAUGUUUUCAGCUUUGGGGUUCUGCUACUUGAGAUCAUAAGUGGAAAGAAGAACACUGGCUUCUAUAAAUCUGAGCAUACAUUAACCCUUCUAGGACAUGCAUGGAGACUAUGGAAGGAAAACAAAGGGUUGGAGUUGAUGGAUCCACAGCUAAAUAAAGCAAGCAAUGUCGAAGAGAUUUUGAAGUGCAUCCAUGUGGGACUUGUGUGUGUGCAAGAAGAUGCAACAGACCGACCAACAAUGGCUUCUGUUGUUGCCAUGCUCACUAGUGAGAUUGCAAAUUUUCCAACACCCAAGCAACCGGCUUUCUUCACAAGGACCACCUCCUCUACUGUCGUAGCUUCUUCAAGUGUGUCAGAAAGUUGUUCCACAAAUGAGGUAACAAUGUCCUUGGUGUCAGGAAGAUAGAGCUCAGAUGCAGUCCAUCGGCACCUGAAAAUCAAAACAAUUUCUUGAUGUAUGGUAUUGAAUAAGGGAUUAACUCUGUCUAACGGAUCGGAAAUUUCUGCAACAACAUUAUUUUAUUA
Nelumbo nucifera (sacred lotus) is the source of this 3459-nucleotide messenger RNA. Its product is annotated as G-type lectin S-receptor-like serine/threonine-protein kinase At4g03230. Gene Ontology annotation, cellular component: plasma membrane. NCBI's taxonomy places the organism in Eukaryota, Viridiplantae, Streptophyta, Magnoliopsida, Proteales, Nelumbonaceae. Gene Ontology annotation, molecular function: protein serine/threonine kinase activity; ATP binding. Gene Ontology annotation, biological process: recognition of pollen; protein phosphorylation. The record is from RefSeq and is a predicted model, not a curated record.